CUUCUCGUUUUCCCCAACCAAGCCGACUAUAUCGGCGUAAUAUUUAGAAUUAAAUUGUUCAAUAAUUGGGAAAGGGAAAAAGUUACAUAAAAAUAUCAUCUUUAAACCUGUUCUUAGUUUCUCUAGUCCACUCACUUACAGAUAGAUCUACAAAAGCGUCUUAGCCUAUCCGAAUUUCUUCAUUUUCAGUUGCAGAAGAGUUUGCGCUGAAUUUCUAAGUGAUUUUAGGAUUUGAAUGGAAUACUCAAAUGCCCUAGUUAAAUUUCAUCACAAAUACCUAUGCAGCAGUGUUGGAGGAUCCUAGGGUUUUGUCCUUAGACUACCUGAAGGCUAUUUGUGAACUAUUAUGUUAUGGUAGAAGGAAUAUCAUUGCCAACAUUCCAGACUUGAUAUUAGGGUUUUGGGGAUAGGGUGGAGGAUUAACAUUUACGAGAAAAAAGAUGCCUCGGACGAUUUCAAGGUCUCCGUCAUAUAAGAGAAGGCGGUCACCAUCGCCUGUUAGUCACAGGCAGAGCAGGAGAAGUAGGAGGGACAGAAGUCCUUCUCCUUAUUCACGAUCUCAUCACAGGCGCAGAAGUCCUUCACCUUCUCACAGAAGGCAUAAAAGUCGUUCACCAUCUGAAAGGCGACACAAGAGAAAUAAGAGUAGGAGCCCUUCAAGGUCUCCUAUCCGCAGGUCUAAAAGUCCAAGCAUUGGAUUAUCUGAGCGCAAGCGAACUACUGAUAAGCUCCGGGAGGAAGAAGAAGAGAAGAAAAGACGUCAACGUGAGGCAGAGUUGAAGCUUUUGGAAGAAGAAACAGCUAGAAGGGUUGAAGAGGCAAUUCGUAAGAGAGUUGAAGAAGCUCUAAACUCAGAUGAAGUAAAAUUAGAAAUACAGAGACGAAUAGAAGAAGGCAGGAAGAAAAUGGUGCAGGAUGUUGCUGUCCAACUUGAAAAGGAAAAGGAAGAAGCUUUAAGUGAAGCAAGAAGGAAGGAAGAGCAAGCACGUAAAGAAAGAGAAGAACUAGACAGAAUGCUAGAAGAGAAUAGGCGUAAAGUCGAAGAGGCACAAAGAAGAGAAGCUCUUGAACAGCAGCGGAAAGAAGAGGAACGCUAUCGUGAAUUAGAGGCUCUUCAACGGCAGAAAGAGGAGGCCUUGAGGCGUAAAAAGCUGGAAGAAGAAGAAGAACGUGCAAAACAGAUGAAAUUGCUAGGAAAGAAUAAUUCUCGUCCAAAACUUUCUAUCUCUUUUGGUUCAAAGUAAUUGGGCUUGUUAUCAUUUUAGAUUCACAUUUCAUCAUGCAAUUGUAAUCCUGCAUGUUGGAACAAUCUUUUAAAAGUAUCAUUCAGUUCUCAGAUUUGAAUUGUUAAGCUACUUGUCUGUAUUUCUGACAUGUGAAAAGAUGCAACGUCACUUGUCCCUGAAAUUUAUGUCUAGUAGGACAAGCUUAGUCUCCUCAACAGCUGGAAUUGUUUGGUGCAUGGUAUCACUCGGUUUAACUUUUGGAUAUUAAUGUAUAAUUAUGUAAAUGAUGUCCAAGGAGACAACAUCUGUUAAUCCUUUUAGAAAUAUGGUGUUCUGUUGUGGAAAGGGUUUCCAAUUAUUAACUUCUUCAAUCUAACUGUAUGAUUAGAAUA
Cryptomeria japonica (Japanese cedar) is the source of this 1618-nucleotide messenger RNA. RefSeq lists its product as uncharacterized. The transcript has 7 exons. Gene Ontology annotation, molecular function: cadherin binding. Bases 441 to 1244 code for a protein of 267 amino acids. The record is from RefSeq and is a predicted model, not a curated record. Gene Ontology annotation, cellular component: mitochondrion; nucleoplasm. Lineage: Eukaryota; Viridiplantae; Streptophyta; Pinopsida; Cupressales; Cupressaceae.